AGAUAUUGGAUAUUUAACCAACAUUGACCUUCGAAAUAGCUAACCUUGUGUAACCAGGUCCGUUCCUUGGAGGGCUGUAAGAUGACAAAAGAAAAACCAGGUUUCCUAACUCCAAAAGCUAUAUCAAACAGAAUCAAAUCGAAGGGACUGCAAAAACUGCGAUGGUACUGUCAGAUGUGUCAAAAACAGUGCAGAGAUGAAAAUGGUUACAAAUGCCAUACGAUGUCGGAGUCCCACCACAGGCAAAUGAAACUUUUUGCCGAAGACGGUGGAAAGUUCAUCAGCAGUUUCUCUUCUGAUUUUUUGAAAGGAUACCUCGACAUACUACGUCGACAGUUUGGAGGGAAACGCGUGCAUUCCAAUGUCGUUUAUCAAGAAUAUAUCAAAGACAAAGAACAUAUACAUAUGAAUGCGACGAGAUGGCAUACACUUACAGGACUGUGCAUGUGGCUUGGAAAACAGGGAAUUUGCAAGGUAGAUGAAACUGAGAAAGGGUGGUUUAUCGAAUACAUCGAUCGCGACCCAGAAAAGUUGAAAAAACAAGAACAGAGUGAGCGUUUGGAAAAGACAGAAGAUGAAAUCAACAAACAGUUUCUAGAGCGUCAAAUAGAACACAAUAUCAACAAAGUUGAACAAACGGAAGGUCCUGUAUACACUCCUCUCAUCCGCACCAAUGAAGAUGAACCAAUUAAAUUGGAGAUUUCUUUGUCUCAAAAAAAGCCACCUGUCCAGGUGAUGAGCACAGAGAUUGAUCCUUCCCCAAGUUCUUCGGAAGAAAAACCUACUCAAAGUCUUAUGACGUUGGGUCCGAAAAAGGAAAGAACUGCAAAUCCACUCUUGAUUGCUGAGAAAAAAGCACGUGAAGAAAAAUCCAAAUCUAGUUCUGAAAAGAAGCAAGACACACGUACUACAGCAGUUUCUGGAGUUCGUCGACGUGCCUUGGAUGAAUUAAUGGAAAAAGAAGAAGCUCUUAAAGAUAAGAGAAAUCGAAGAGAUUACUGGAUGACGGAAGGGAUUGAAGUCAAGCUAAUCAAUCGCAAACUUCCUGAUGAUCUACGUUGGAGACAUGCCACAGUUUUGAAGAUGCUGGAUAAUUACACGGCUAUCGUACGGACAGUGGAAUGUCACACAAAGAUCAAAGUGGAUCAAAAUCACGUUCAAACUGUUAUUCCUGAACCAUCAUCAACAGUUCUUAUUGUUAAUGGCGCAUACCGAGGAGAGUACGCUACUUUAGAGCAAGUUUUUAAAGAAAAGAAUAUGUGUGAAAUAACAGUGAUGACCGGUCUGUGUAUGGGUCGUCUGGUUAAGAACGUUUCUUUGGAUGAUAUUUGCAAAUUGUCAGAAGCAAGACAGGAACGGUAGAAUUGUUUUCAGUUGUCCUUAGUAAUAUAGACUUCUGUUGUUCAUUUAUAGUGUACAGUACUUCCAAAUAACAACCAGAUAUUUUUCUCAUGUUGUUGUUAAUUAAAAACAAGGUUCAUUUUUGAUCAGUUUUAAGAUUCGUAUCACGUUUUUUUCAAGAUAACAAAUAUAUUUAAAAAACAACUGA
Molecule: messenger RNA, 1549 nt
Organism: Schistosoma bovis
Lineage: Eukaryota; Metazoa; Platyhelminthes; Trematoda; Strigeidida; Schistosomatidae
Source: the annotation of a GenBank genome assembly